AUGUCAGGGGGCAAUGUGGAUCGUCUGAAAAGGGUCAUCCACCUUGGUCCGGACACUCGCCAGUUGCUUUUCGAAUCGGAGACCGCUGCCAAGGCGUUCAUCAAAGAGUAUGAUAGGAAAAAGUACCCGUUCGGGAUGACAGGCGACACGAUGCGGAUGAAAAUUGCGGAAGAAGCAAUGGUGCCCAACAAGAAAAAGCUGCAUAUAACUGGACUCUCAGGGGACUGGACACCGGAGUUAAUCUACCAUAAUUUGCUCGGAGCGAGCACCAUGAUCAAGGGUGGAAUCCAAGGAGUCAGGCCUAUGGAGAAGCCCGGAUCUGGUAUCUACCAUGUCAUUGUCGAAUUUUUCUCUGAAGAAGCUUGCCUAGAGGCCAUGCAACGAUGUCGCCAAAACUCUAUGGGUACCAUCAUGCGAGCUGAGCACCUGUUGGAGCCGGUUUCAAACUUCGAAUCGCCGCAUAAGAAGCUCGUGCUCAGAGGGUUGCCAAAAGACGCGACAAAAGCUGAUAUCAUCCGCUAUGUCUUUAUGAACGAUCCGGAAUUGAUUCACGAAAGCAUCAGCCUCCACAACCUCAAUUGUACGGCGGAGUUCAAGACCGAAGAGGCAGCGACUCGGAUGUUUGUCGACAUCAACAAAAAGCCGUAUCGCGGCAAUGGACCGUUGCUGCAUGUCGAGUGGUUUACGCCGAAU
Messenger RNA from Mesorhabditis spiculigera, 693 nucleotides. NCBI's taxonomy places the organism in Eukaryota, Metazoa, Nematoda, Chromadorea, Rhabditida, Rhabditidae. The record is from the annotation of a GenBank genome assembly.